UAUCUCAUCGGCGGGAGAAUACCAAAUAAUACCACAGAAACUGCAACACGUGCGAGUUUCGCUCGCUCUCUCUCUCUCCGAACAGUAAAUAAUUUACAAUUUGCUUGGGAUUUCUAAAUAUUUAAACAGAAUGGUUAAAGUUAAAAGAAACGCGGUUAAGAACGACGCAAAAAAAGCGGCUCGAAAGGACUCUACUGACUCUGUUGUAGAGCAUGACUCUCCGGACGAGGAUCAGAGUGACUUGGAGCAGGCUAUUUCGAGUACUGACGAUGGCUUUGAAGAACCUUCCCCUGUUAGGAAGGACCCGCAACCCACAUCUGCCUCCCAGUCCAAGCUGAAGCCAAAGAAAAACAAAUUCAAAGAUGAGGCCAAAAACGUGAAGCCUCCGACUCUAGAGGAGAUGAAGGAGCUCCGCGACACCCGCAACUUGUUCCACUCCAAUCUUUUCAAGUUGCAGGUGAAGGAAAUGCUGGAGGAGCUGCAGUUGAAGACCAAGUAUUCAGAGUUUAUUGAGCACUGGCUAGAAUCCUUCACGGCCUUCGCCGCACAGCUUAAAGACGGGCUGAUGGAGGGAUCCAACUUGGAGGUACCCUUGAGGCUGUCGCAGAAGGCAACAGGCUUCAUGUUUUCCAAGCCAACGAGGGAUCCAUAUCUGAUCGGAGCCGCCUCCACCGGAACUCUUUUGGGCCCCAAAAUUGUAGUGGAUGUUGCUCUGGAAAUGCCCAAAGAAUCCAUUCACAAGGAAGACUACAUUAAUCUGCGUUACGAUCAAAGGAGGGCACUCUACCUGACCUAUGUCACGGAGAGGAUGCGAGAGUAUCCGGAGUACGCCCAGGACCUAUUUUCCUUCAAUUAUUUCGCAAACAAUCCCUUGAAACCCGUCUUGGAGCUAACGCCAGCGGCCAAACAAGUGACGAAGCACCUCCAGAUACGGCUCUUUAUAACGGCACCCCUGAACAGCUUUAAGCCGGGCAGGUUUGUGCCAUGGAACAAUAACAUCAGGCCCGCCUUUUACAAAGAUGAGUGGGACGAGGAAGAGCCAUUGCCCUCCACGCAGCACUAUAACGCGAACGUGCUCUUUGACCUGACCCUGAGCGAGAAUCAGAAGCACUUGGAUCAAUUCUUCAAGGGCAAGCGCAAUUUCCAAGACGGUCUGUUGCUCCUUAAAGUGUGGCUGCGGCAACGGGAGUUAAAUGUGGGAUUCAGUGGGUUUGGCGCCCACAUCUUGGGCUCGUUUAUUGUCUACCUGAACCAGCAUCGCGUUCUGCAUCAGUCCAGCAGCAGCUACCAAGUGGCCCGAACUGUGUGGAACCAACUGGCCAACACGGAUUGGACCAGUGGUAUCAGCCUGGCCCCCACAGGUCUGAAAGCUGAUGAUAUGGAAAAGGUAGCGAAGCACUACGAUGUCGUUUUCCUGGACGUCACAAAUCAGUACAAUUUGUGCGCCAACAUUCCACUCCACCUCUACCAGAGGGUCCGGGCCGAGGCCAAGUUGGCGGUGGAUCUCCUUAACGACACAAAGAUAAACAGCUUCCCGUACAUUUUCAUGCAAAAGUGUCCACUCUACAGUCGAGUGGAUAACAUCCUGAAAAUUACAAACUAUUCGUGUGUGGAACAAAUGCUGCUGCUGCACUCCAAGCCCCGAGUUAAGUACGAUUACGCCGAUUACGGAUACCCUCAGUUGUUGCAACUGCUAACAGAGCUUCUACAAAAAGGCCUCUCCGAGCGAGUUCAGGCAAUUCUACCCUUGGAAACGGCGACGGUGGCCUGGCCCGUGGAGAGUGAAGCGCCAGCUAUUGGAAAAUAUAUCCAACUGGGAUUCAUACUUCAUCCAGAUCACGCCUACGAGGUGCUCAACAAAGGACCCGCCGCCAACGACGACCCAGAGGGUGCCGCGGAGUUUCGGCGCUUUUGGGGCGACAAGUCCAACCUCCGACGCUUCCAGGAUGGCAGCAUAACCGAAGCUGUCGUUUGGGGAACCGCCCAGGAUGCCCCUUUCAAGAAACGAUUGAUAGUCCGACAAAUAGUCCUGCACUUGCUGGAACAUCACCUACAGGUGGACAGCAAGGACGUGCAAUAUAUCGCCAGCGAGUUGGAGCAGGUCUACCGAUUGUCUCCUUGGUUCAAGGUGGCCCACUUGAAGACUAAGCUGCCCAUCGAGCAGGAAACUGACUCGGAGGCACUUAGCCCGCAUGUUAUUCGGUGCUAUGACGAGUUGGCACGGCAACUUCACGGCCUUGACGAACUGCCUCUGGAAAUUGUAUCCAUUUCGGGUACCUCGCCAGUCUUUCGGUACUGUGAGCCGCAGCCGGUGUUGCCGCAGGCGCGGCUUAAAGGCGACCACAUCCUCGCCACUCAGGUGCAACAGGUGGUCAUACAGCUGGGCCAGAGCGGCAAGUGGCCCAGUGAGUUGACGGCCCUGCGGGCUCUCAAAACUGCUUUCCUGAUUGAAAUUGGAGAAAAGUUGGAGGCACAGUUCCGCCUGAAAUGGUCAAUCACAUCCGAGGGUCUGUUGGUCCUGAAACAGGGCUUCUGCUUCAUGAUCCAGUUGGCCCACAGCAAGGAGUUGGCGCUGGUCAAGCAAGCGGUCACAGACCGGGGUGUGACGACGUACGUGGAUAACCCCGAAAGUCGAGCCUUGGAACGGGAGCAUCACAUCCUUCCCAAGGUGAGCGGUGCCCUGCACUCGCUCCAUCAAACGCACUCUGCCUUCGGUCCUACGGUUCUCCUGGCAAAGCGCUGGAUAGCCACUCAGCUUCUGGAUGAGGGCUUGUGGCCAGCUAUGGCCACUGAGUUGCUGGUGGCGCAUCUCUUCCAGCAACGCCAUGCCCCCCAGCCCAUUGCCUCGCCCCAGGCUGGCUUUAUUCGUUUCCUCCAACUGCUCUCCCACACUGACUGGACCAGCGAACUGAUCCUGCUCAACUUCAACAACAGCUGGCAGGAACAACAAAUUGCUGAUCUGGAGAAUAGUUUCCGCACUGAUCGCCAGAGCUAUCCACAUUUGGUCGUGGCCACUUCCUACGAUCAACAACAUGCCGGUCGCCUCUGGACUUCCGAACAGGCACCCAACCGGCCGGUGCUCGGUCACGUUACUAAGCUGGCACGUCACUCUUUUGAGAUGAUUCAGACUAGUCUGAUGUCUAAGGACCUGAGAUUCGUGCGUCCCGCCCAACUGUUCCGAGCUUCGAACGAGGGUUACGACUUGGUCAUACAGCUGAAGCCCGAUCUGGUUCCAAACACUCUGUGCUACGACCUCGGAUCUCCAUUUGUGUCCUUUGGCCAGCCCAAUUUCCAGAUUCCUCUGGCAGGAGUGGAUCGUCUGGCGGCCGUUGUCAGCCAGUUGAGGUCAGCGUACUCCGACUUUGCCGCCUUCUUCUACAAUCCACAUGGCGGCAAGGAACUGGCAAUUAUGUGGCGCCCACCUUCUGAGUUCGCGCCGAAGCCAUUCAAAGUGAAUGAGGUGCAGGCGUGCACUCCAUGUGACAAUGGCAAGGUCCAAGUAAACAGGGAGACGCUUCUGGAGGACUUCAAGCUGUUACUUAAAGACUUCUAUCUGCGAAUCGCCACUCCUGAGGAGUUGCGACGAGAACAGCGUGAGCACCAGCAGCCAAAGAGGUACUUUAACAAUGAGAAGGAAAAGGAAACGGAGAAGGAUAGUCCCAAGCCCAAAAAGCAGAAGCUUCAGGGAUCAGCAAAGACUACUCCUAAGACAAAAAAGCAGAAGCUUCAGGGAACCGUAAAGACUACUCUUAAGCCUAAAAAGCAAAAACUGAAUGCUCCUGUAACGACGAAACUCCCUAAACAGAACCGAACCAUAAAGGCCUCGACCCUAAGUGCUUCUAAUUAGUUUUGAAGAUGACCUUCUUGUAUAAAUAGUUGUGUAGCUUAAGUCCUUAUUAAAUAGAUAAUUUUUAAUGCCAAUAAUCAACUAUUUAAAAAGCAGA
Drosophila ananassae is the source of this 3944-nucleotide messenger RNA. RefSeq names its product nucleolar protein 6 (gene Mat89Ba). The coding region runs from base 131 to 3847 and encodes 1238 amino acids. The transcript has 6 exons. Lineage: Eukaryota; Metazoa; Arthropoda; Insecta; Diptera; Drosophilidae. The record is from RefSeq and is a predicted model, not a curated record. Gene Ontology annotation, biological process: tRNA export from nucleus; rRNA processing. Gene Ontology annotation, cellular component: small-subunit processome; CURI complex; UTP-C complex.